GCAUUACCGCCUUCUACUGGCCAAGGAGACUUUAUGUUUUAUCUUGUAGAAGCGUCCUCUAAAAAUGCAAACCGCAUUUGUUAGAUAUUUUUGACAACAUAUACAUCAUUAAAUGUUUUCUACUACACCGAAUAAAAUUUAAGUAGAGAAGCGUUUUGCCUUUCUUGAGCCUCGUGGCAAACCUUAGUAAUAACAACGAGGAGAGGCGUGUCCGCACCGUGGAGGAGUCUGUCGACGUUUCUUACAUCUGUUGUAAAAAUCCUAUUGUGUCUGUAUUUUUUUUAAAUAGGCGAUGUGACGUGGUCUUCACUUUUUAAAACAAACUUCAGGUGUUAUAAAACUGUUACGUACGAUGUUUGGACUUUGCUGACCGUCGUGAAGCUGUAGUGCUGCUGUCUUACAUGACACAUUACCUGCGUCCAAAAUGCGUUUCAAUGAAAAAGAGCUUAUUUCCUUGAGUCGCCAACCCUCUGAAAAGGCAGCUGAGUUGGGAAUGCGAGGACCGAAGAAAGGAGACGUUUUAAAAAAGAGACUGGUGAAACUUGUCGUUAAUUUUCUCUUCUACUUUCGGACGGAUGAGGAGGAGCCAAUAGGAGCGUUACUUUUGGAACAAUGCAGAGUGGAGCGGGAGGACAGUUUGACCUUCUCUAUCAUUUUUCUCGAUGAAGCGGAGAGAAAGUAUCAAUUUGAGUGUGAUUCAGAGGAGCAAUGUGGAGAGUGGAUCGACUCCAUCAUCAAGGCCAGUUAUGAGUUCAUGAGAAAGAACCUCAUAUUUUAUAGAACUGAAAUCCACAAGCUUACGGGCAAGGACCCAUUGGAACAGUAUGGCAUAUCAGAUGAAACUCGCUUUCAAGUGAGUAAUGGCCUCCAGCUUAAGGCUAGAGAAACAUCCUCUCUGUAGACUGUGUAUUAUGUCCUAUUUUAGCCAUUGUAGCAGUCAAUUAUUGCUGAAAAAAUGCAUUUCUUUGUCAGUCUUCUGAAUGUAAAGUGGAUUGUAGUUCAGUUGAGUGAUAUAAGUAUGUUAAUAUUUGGCUGAAAAAAUCCAUGUUUUAUUUUCAAAUUAUUUGUCACCUUUCUUAUAAAUCUGUGACAUCUUUUUGUAUACAACUUCUGUUUUUACAACUUUUUAACAUUUCCCCUAAAUGUGAGGAUGUCGUAUGUGCUACUUGACCUUCAAUGUUCUUUUAAAAUAACUUCAAAUUUGAGUUGAGCCACAUAGUGUAAAUGUAUUAUCACUUUCUAUAGAUAGACUUAAUAUAUUUUGUAUUUAUCAUGAAAGUCAAACUCUUUUUGAUUAGCAUUAGCACAAUUUAUAUUUCAGUCUGUUCCUUUACCCAGAUUAAAGGUCUUGCUAUGUUGCUUUUUAAGCAAAAACAUGCAACUGAAUGUUUUCAUUUUGAAACCUGUUCUUAAGCAUGCAUUUUAUUUUAAAUAUGGUUUGAUUCACUGGAACCUUGCUAUUUUUUGUUUUUAGAAAUAAAAUAUUUGGACAAAUUCU
Messenger RNA from Periophthalmus magnuspinnatus, 1498 nucleotides. It is a transcript of the gene plekhj1, whose product is annotated as pleckstrin homology domain containing, family J member 1. Gene Ontology annotation, biological process: endosome organization; retrograde transport, endosome to Golgi; receptor recycling. NCBI's taxonomy places the organism in Eukaryota, Metazoa, Chordata, Actinopteri, Gobiiformes, Gobiidae. The transcript is spliced from 6 exons. Gene Ontology annotation, cellular component: early endosome; recycling endosome; trans-Golgi network. The record is from RefSeq and is a predicted model, not a curated record. The coding region runs from base 425 to 901 and encodes 158 amino acids.